GCCCGGGGGCGGUCCCAGGCCUCCCGCCCGCCGCCGCCCUCCCGGUGCCCGCUCCUCGCUCGGCAGAGGCCGGAGCCCGGGUGCCGGCGGGCAGGAGGCGCCCGAGGAUGCGCGGCUGGGGGCUGCUCUUGCUGUGGGGGCUGCUCCCCGGGGCGGCGGCGGGGCCCUCGGGCCGGACCUUCCCGCACCGCACCCUCCUCGACUCGGAGGGCAAGUACUGGCUGGGCUGGGGCCGGCGGGGCGGCCGGCUCGCCUUCCGCCUCGAGGUGCGCACCGCCGGCUACGUGGGCUUCGGCUUCUCGCCCACCGGGGCCAUGGCUGCGGCCGACAUCGUCGUGGGCGGGGUGGCCCACGGGCGGCCCUACCUCCAGGAUUAUUUUACAAAUGCAAAUAGAGAGUUGAAAAAAGACGUUCAGCAAGAUUACCACCUCGAAUACGCCAUGGAAAAUAGUACACACACAAUAAUUGAAUUUACCAGAGAACUGCAUACAUGUGACACAAAUGACAAGAGUAUAACGGAUAGCACCGUGAGAGUGAUCUGGGCCUACCACCAUGAGGAUGUGGGAGAAGCCGGCCCCAAGUACCACGACUCCAAUCGAGGCACCAAGAGUCUGAGGUUAUUGAAUCCUGAGAAAGCCAGUGUGCUGUCUGCAGCCUUACCAUACUUUGACCUGGUAAAUCAGGAUGUCCCCAUCCCAAACAAAGAUACAACAUAUUGGUGCCAAAUGUUUAAGAUUCCUGUGUUCCAAGAAAAGCAUCAUGUAAUAAAGAUUGAGCCAGUGAUACAGAGAGGCCACGAGGGCCUGAUCCACCACAUCCUGCUCUAUCAGUGCAGCAGCAACUUCAAUGACAGCGUUCUAGACUCUGGCCACGAGUGCUACCACCCUAACAUGCCUGAUGCCUUCCUCACCUGUGAAACCGUGAUUUUUGCCUGGGCCAUUGGUGGAGAGGGUUUUUCCUACCCACCUCAUGUUGGAUUAUCCCUUGGCACCCCAUUAGAUCCGCAUUAUGUGCUCUUGGAAGUCCAUUAUGACAAUCCCACAUAUGAGGAAGGCUUAAUAGAUAAUUCCGGGCUGAGGUUAUUUCAUACGACGGAUAUAAGGACACACGAUGCUGGGGUGAUCGAGGCUGGCCUCUGGGUGAGCCUCUUUCAUACCAUUCCCCCGGGAAUGCCCGAGUUCCGGUCCGAGGGCCACUGCGCUCUGGAAUGCCUAGAAGAGGCUCUGGAAGCCGAGAAGCCAAGCGGAAUCCACGUGUUUGCUGUUCUGCUCCACGCACACCUGGCUGGCAGAGGCAUCAGGCUGCGUCAUUUUCGAAAAGGGAAGGAAAUGAAAUUGCUCGCCUAUGAUGACGAUUUUGACUUCAAUUUCCAGGAGUUUCAAUAUCUAAAGGAGGAACAAACAAUCUUACCAGGAGAUAACCUAAUUACUGAGUGUCGCUACAACACAAAAGAUAGAGCCGAGAUGACUUGGGGAGGACUAAGCACCAGAAGUGAAAUGUGUCUUUCAUACCUUCUUUAUUACCCAAGAAUUAAUCUUACUCGAUGUGCAAGUAUUCCAGACAUCAUGGAACAACUUCAGUUCAUUGGCGUUAAGGAGAUCUACAGACCAGUCACGACUUGGCCUUUCAUUAUCAAAAGUCCCAAGCAGUAUAAAAACCUUUCUUUCAUGGAUGCAAUGAAUAAGUUUAAAUGGACUAAAAAGGAAGGUCUCUCCUUCAACAAGCUGGUCCUUAGCCUGCCCGUGAACGUGAGAUGUUCUAAGACAGACAACGCAGAGUGGUCGAUUCAAGGGAUGACAGCGUUACCUCCCGACAUAGAAAGACCGUAUAAAACGGAACCUUUGGUGUGUAGAACGUCGUCCUCCUCUUCUCUGCACAGAGCUUUCUCCCUCCAGUUGCUCGUGUGCCUUACACUACUCUGUGGCAUGCUGAGCACCAACUGCCUGUGACUAAACUUCUGCUGUCCUUGGUGACGAUGUUUUCUGUGAUCUGAUCCUGCCAUUUAAAGUACAGGCUAAAGACCGUGUCCACUCUGGGCAUGAAGAGAUGGGCGUGAAGAGUGUGAAGACUUUUCUUCCACAUUUUCUCCUCCUCUCUCCUUCCCAGUCUACCUGAGAGACGCCAGUCGGGGGUCUCUUCUUUUCCUUAGAAAUGUAUAUACAGAUGGCCAAUAAAAUAAAACUGGCCUGACUUGACAUGACCAUUUUUAAAAAUUGGACGGUCAAGUGGAAAUAAAAGAAUUCUUUUAUUUCCUUCCACAUUCCAUUUUAUCUAAAUACUCACUGUUGCUAUUUCACUUUUUGGACUUGACUUUUAUGUUUCUUAUAAAAAAUUCAUUCCUCUUAAAACUAUAAAAGGAACUACUCUCCAUUCAUUUUCUUUCUUGUUCUUUGAGUGUGAACGUGUGAGUGUAACAAUAGCCCUUCCUGUCUUUAGCCUCCGGUUCUGGUCUUUUCUGUGAAUUGCCCAUGGGCUCCUUACCUCAGUGCUGUUCGGUGAUGUCCACUCUAGUCUCCUUGUUUUUCUGAGUCUGUGGGUGGCCCAGCCCAUCCCACACCCAUCUCGAAGGACUUUUUUUUCACCUUUCCUAUUCAGUACUGGCUAGUUGAGUUUUUUCAUUUUUGUUUUUGUUUUGGUUUUUUUGAGCUCUGUCACAACCUGAAAAGAAAGAAGCUAAGGGAAACACAGAAAUGGUGUGUGGCUGGGGAGAAAAUGCAAACCCAGUGCUGUGAGGGGAACUUUAUGAGGCUCCAGCUCAAAGACAAACAGUGUGAGUCAUCACCGAAGGGUGUGAGGUCCAUGUGGUUCCUCACUGACUGUUGAGUGACACCGUGGUGCGUACUGGCUCAAUCGGAGUCAUGAUUGCAGUUGUAGAUUUAUUUUUAUGUUAGUUAAGAAACUAACUUUCUAUGUAAAAUCGUCAUCAACUGAAAAUCUUGUCAUUCUUUUGGUUCUCUUUCUAUAGUUCAGCCAAAUCUUGUUUUAUGUCCUGUUCUCAUUUCUUAAGCUAAAUCUGUUUGGAUAUUAAUAAACUAAAUGAAAUGAAAUUUUUGUGCAGUAUCUUGUAUGCUCCUUAAGAAAAGUGAGUGAUUCCCUGCUGGUAGUAGUGUCAGUAAAAUCAAUAAGGAAUGUUGCAUUUUUCCGUUCCAUUUUUAAGCUCUUUGUGCCCCACAAUGUCUUCAACUCAAAUUAUAUUGUCUUUUAAAUAAAUAUUAUGUUUUGGAGUGUU
Molecule: messenger RNA, 3229 nt
Organism: Lemur catta (Ring-tailed lemur)
Lineage: Eukaryota; Metazoa; Chordata; Mammalia; Primates; Lemuridae
Gene: MOXD1
Product: monooxygenase DBH like 1
Exons: 12
Coding region: 108-1949 (613 amino acids)
Biological process (GO): dopamine catabolic process; norepinephrine biosynthetic process; octopamine biosynthetic process
Cellular component (GO): secretory granule membrane
Molecular function (GO): dopamine beta-monooxygenase activity; copper ion binding
Source: RefSeq, a predicted model, not a curated record